AUGUCAAGUACCUCAAGGACUAAUACACCACAAAAUAAAAACACCCACGCUUCUGCAAAUGCCAGUAGAAUUACUACUACUCCAUUCCAAAGAUUAAUUUUAUUAACAAAAACGACCCAAUUUGCCUGGUUUGUUGGCCAUUUCACUACAUUUUUAUCUUUUAUCUUUUACAAUUUAAACGGUUUCCCUCAAUUUUUAUACAACUUAUUCUAUGUUGGCGUGUUGGUAUCGUUUGGUGUUCAAUUGUACCAAUGUCAUUUCUCAACUCGUCGUGGUGCUGCCGGUAUUUCCAAUAACAUACAAGGCUUAAUUUCAGAUGUCAAUUUCCCAUAUUUUAUAAUGGCUAUUUUAUGGCUGUUAACACCAGUUAAUGUGAUUGGCUGCUUGCCAUUUUUUAUAUUCUCUUUGUUUCAUUCACUAACUUAUUUGAAAUCAAUUUUACUUCCACAAGUGUUUAAUCCAAACCUACCAAUAAUUUCGAAAAUUAACUCCUUUUUAGUUACGAACCAAGAAAGGAGUAUGAUCUACAGUGCUAAUUUAGAAUUGGCCUGUUUAUUUUCCGUUUUUUUCCGUGCUUUGCUUUGGAGACCUAGAUCAUGGAUUGUUUUAAUUGCUUACAUUUUGUUUAUUAGAACCAGAUAUCAUGGCUCUAUUUUUAUGCAAGACAGUAUAAGACAUUGGGUAGUUAGAUUAGACGGUGUUUUGAGCUCACCAAACGUCAAUAUUAAAAUCAAGAUGGCUUAUACUAGAUUGAAGGCCUAUAUUGAAAGAUUUGAUUUAUUAGUUUCUCAAUAUACUCGCAACCUAGUGAAGGGUAAUACUAGUGGUAGUAGUGAUAAAGAUGCUGCAGAAACUAAGAGACAACAGUGA
Molecule: messenger RNA, 870 nt
Organism: Saccharomycodes ludwigii
Lineage: Eukaryota; Fungi; Ascomycota; Saccharomycetes; Saccharomycodales; Saccharomycodaceae
Exons: 1
Coding region: 1-870 (289 amino acids)
Biological process (GO): endoplasmic reticulum tubular network organization; membrane organization
Cellular component (GO): endoplasmic reticulum; membrane
Source: RefSeq, a predicted model, not a curated record